GAAGUCUGAGACGGAAUUGAAAGAUAAUGAGCGCGAGUCUGUGUUGCUCUCUGAUUCGUUCCUCACCUCUACUUCACCACGAACCCUAUCUCUCAUGGCCUCUCGCCAAACUCAACCACCGCCAGAUUUGGUCUCUCACGCUCCGAAACCAUCCCCCUGCUUCUGCCAGAGUCGUCGCUAGAGCCGUCGCCGACGGCGGCGUCGGCGUUGUGUCGCCGGACGACUUGUCUUUUGAGGACGUGGCGGCGAUUGAGACGGAUGAGGUAGGAAAUGGAGAGGUUGAGGGAGUCGUGGCGGAGAGUAAAUCGGAGGAUAAGGGUCUGCGUCCGACGACGAAAUACAAGAAGAAGAAGAAGGAGGAGGAGGACGGGUUAGAGAACAGGUUCAAGCUGAGGAACGGAAAGGAGAUUUUUGAAGAAAAAGCCUACAUUGUUGGUGUUGAGCACAAACGUAAUUCGACGGAUUUAUUUGGUGUGGAGGAGUCACUCAAGGAACUGACUCAGCUUGCUGAUACUGCUGGACUAAUGGUUGUUGGUUCCACAUAUCAGAAGCUAGCGUCUCCAAAUUCAAGGACAUACAUUGGAUCUGGUAAGGUUGCAGAAAUCAAGAGUGCUAUUCAUGCAUUGGGUGUCGAGACUGUGAUAUUUGAUGAUGAGCUCUCAGCUGGGCAACUACGCAAUUUGGAAAAGGCUUUUGGUGGGGAUGUUAGAGUUUGUGACCGCACUGCCCUUAUUCUUGAUAUUUUCAACCAGCGGGCAGCAACUCAUGAAGCAGCUCUACAGGUUGCAUUGGCACAGAUGGAAUACCAGCUACCUCGACUAACAAAAAUGUGGACUCAUCUUGAGCGUCAAUCAGGAGGUCAAGUGAAGGGUAUGGGUGAGAAACAAAUUGAAGUGGAUAAGCGUAUCUUACGUACUCAAAUUGGUGUUCUCAAGAAGGAGCUAGAAUCUGUUAGAAAGCAUAGAAAGCAGUACCGGAAUCAACGGCUUUCAGUACCAGUCCCAGUAGUAUCCUUGGUUGGGUACACCAAUGCUGGAAAGAGUACUCUUUUAAAUCAAUUGACUGGAGCCAAUGUGCUUGCCGAGGAUCAAUUAUUUGCAACACUAGAUCCAACAACAAGAAGGGUUCAGAUGAAGAAUGGGAUGGAAUUUCUCCUCACAGAUACUGUUGGUUUCAUUCAGAAGUUACCAACCACAGUGGUUGCUGCCUUCAGAGCAACUCUUGAGGAGAUAUCGGAGUCGGCAUUACUGGUGCAUGUGGUUGAUAUCAGUCAUCCACUGGCUGAGCAACAGAUAGAAGCUGUGGACAGAGUGUUGUCAGAACUAGAUGUCUCUUCUAUACCAAGGUUGAUGGUUUGGAACAAGGUUGAUAAGGUGAGCAAUCCUGACAGCAUCAGAAUAGAAGCAGAAAAGAGAGAUGAUGUUGUUUGCAUAUCUGCUCUGAGUGGUGAGGGCUUAAAUGAAUUCUGCAGUGCAAUCCAGGAAAAAUUGAAGGACUCUAUGGUAUGGGUGGAAGCCUUGAUCCCUUUUGAAAAAGGAGAGCUUCUUAGUGCUAUACAUAAGGUUGGAAUGGUGAAGAAAACAGAAUAUACCGAGCACGGGACACUGAUCAAGGCACAUGUACCUCUACGGUUUGCAAGGCUACUAACACCAUUGAGGCAAAUGUGCAUAUCAAGAUCUUAAUUUUCUUCCAGCAUGAUCCAAUACAGUGUGGAGGUCUUCCAAGUUUCAUAUUUGAUUUGAUGGCCGGUGAUAUGAAAUUGUAAUUAUUCUGUACAUAUGGUGUUGUAUCUAGUUUCUAACGAGUGUAAGAUACUUACAAGCUAGUGAUGGUCUAAUAGAUUAUCAGGAGUAAGUUAACAGC
Molecule: messenger RNA, 1863 nt
Organism: Fragaria vesca subsp. vesca
Lineage: Eukaryota; Viridiplantae; Streptophyta; Magnoliopsida; Rosales; Rosaceae
Product: GTPase HflX-like
Exons: 13
Coding region: 27-1682 (551 amino acids)
Cellular component (GO): cytoplasm
Molecular function (GO): ribosome binding; GTP binding
Source: RefSeq, a predicted model, not a curated record